AUGCCUGCCCAGCAUAGCGCUCUUUUCAAAAUAGGAAAGUGGACUUCUGUUUUUAUUGUACCUGCAAUUUGUUGGAGUUGGAUAGCUCUUGACUACUACGAUAAUUAUUUGUACAAAACUGGUCAACGAAAAUCUUUAAUUGACCACAUAGCUAAGGAGCAAUCGAAAGCAUACAACGAAUUUCAAUCGCUUACUUCAGGAAAUAGUCCAUACGCUCCAAAAUUCGACGGGCGCAAUCCUUAUCGUUGA
Messenger RNA from Meloidogyne enterolobii, 249 nucleotides. NCBI's taxonomy places the organism in Eukaryota, Metazoa, Nematoda, Chromadorea, Rhabditida, Meloidogynidae. The record is from the annotation of a GenBank genome assembly.